Molecule: messenger RNA, 7893 nt
Organism: Prinia subflava (tawny-flanked prinia)
Lineage: Eukaryota; Metazoa; Chordata; Aves; Passeriformes; Cisticolidae
Gene: IRAK1BP1
Product: interleukin 1 receptor associated kinase 1 binding protein 1
Exons: 4
Coding region: 77-811 (244 amino acids)
Biological process (GO): immune response; canonical NF-kappaB signal transduction
Source: RefSeq, a predicted model, not a curated record
CCGGGAGCGGGCGGGCGCUGUGACGUGGCGCCCCGGGGUUGCCAUGGUGCCGUGAGGGGCCGCCAUAGCCGAGGCCAUGGCGCCUCCCGCGCCGCCGCCCUCUCGCGUCUUCGCCGAGCUCGACCCGGCCGCGUCCCCGGUCCCGGAGGGACGCCUCGGGCCCCCGGUGCUGCCCGAGCGGGAGGUGCAUGUGAGCGGCAGCGCGGAGCUGAGCGCCCGCCCGGACCGGGCGCGGGUGUCGCUGCGGCUCGGCAGCCGCAAGGAGGCGGCCGCGGCGGCGCGGAGCAGCGUGUCCCGCCGGCUGCAGUACAUCGCCCACACCGCCCGCCUGCGCGGCGUCCCGGAAGAAAAUAUGACUGUAACAGAAGAUUUUAGUAGAAUAGAAAAUACUUACCAAAUGGAAGCAGAGGUCUGUAUCACAUUCAGUGAUUUUGGAAAAAUGCAGAAUGUUUGCAAUCUACUCAUUGAAAAGUUAGGAGCCUCUAUUACCAUCAGUCCACCUCAUUUCUACCAUACACCAGAAGCCAUAGACACCCUUCGCGUCACGUGGAGAUGGACUCAGCAGGAAAAGCCAGGCGCCCUUACUGGAAGUUGGCCACUUUUGCCCUCCUGCUCCAGCAGGACAGUGACAGCAAAGGACCUGCAGACUCCAUCCUGGGACGCUUCUGUGGGACACGGUGCUGAGGAGAGGCUGUGGCGUGGCCCCCGCGCGUGGCGCUGCAGGGACAGAGAUCAGGGCAGCACAAAGUCAGCAUCCCAGUGGGAACCUUCUCCCCUGCCCUGGUGUACAGGAGCACCUGCACAGAGCUGAGCUCGGCAGAGUGGCAGCACGGCCGCUCCUCAGAUGAGCCGGCUUCCGGGGGGGUUGUCUACUGCUGUUAUCUGUUAUUUUGGGCUGGGAAAUGUUACCCAUGGGAGCUCCCCACCACACUGCCUUUGUUUCCUGACUACGGCCUGCAGGAAUGGCCAUCCUAGUCUUUGUCUGGGGAAACCACACGAUGCGACACACGGGGAGUGCCUGCCACCUUUGUUCUUGUUCCUGGCGGUUAACACCUUGCUGUGGGUAAAACACCUUCUCUAUCUGGAUUGUACUGUGCGUGUCUUAUUCCAGCAUUCCGUGUUUUCAGUAAGUUGUUAUCUCUACCCAUAGUAGACUCCUUUAUGUCCCUUUUUUACUGGAAGGGUCAGGGCAUGUCUCGUUCAGAGUUUAAUUUCCUGCUGGUGUUAAAACCAAACACGCUCCAACAGCACAGUCAGGUACCAACAUUUCACAGCAUCUGUUAAUCCUAAGCAAAGUCUUGAUUUCUACGCAAAAUAAAACAACCACAGUAGGUUUCAAAAAGACACUAGUCACAGAAAUAGGAACUGGGAUACAAUUGUAUUUGAAGGAUUCUGUACACUUAGACACAAAAAGGUUUUUUAGAUCUUUCCAAAACAAAAAAAGUUACUAACUGCUUAAGACUAUUCUCAGUAACAAAACUAAAACCCUGGACCUGGUGUGGUUUAUGCUUGAAUGAGCACACCACUAUUACAGUGCUGUAAUACUGGAAAUGCACAUGGACCGGAACUACCACCUCCAGAAUAUAACAGCAGCACUGAAGGAAGUGUAUCAUAUUUGCAGUAUUCUUAAAUUAUUUUCUCCAAGCAGAACAUACCAGGUGAGCAAAACUGACAGACUUGGGACACAGAUUUUUCCUCAAUUGCUAGAACAAGUCCUGUUUUUGCUAGACUUCACGUGGAGUCUGGAAAUCCACAGGAACUCAGUUCAUUCCACUGUGACCAUUCCACAUUACUGUUGCCCAGAAGAACACAUACCUGCAACUGUGAGGUGAGCGAGGGUCUCUUCCAUCACUUCCUCUUGUUUUUAGACAAGGAACACAAGGAGGAAAAGAUCAUUAGAUAAAGCAAAUAACAUGUGAAAUUAAUCAGAAUCCACAUUUCUUUUUUUUCUUGCAUCUUUUGAACACAAAAAUGUAGAUAUAAACAAAGCAAUCCUCCAGUUCUGUGAAAACACAUCCUAUGUGGACUUUUCCUUGCAUCACCCACUCAGGGCAGCUAGGCUGCAGACUCUACAGGCAGGGAAGCAGGGGAUUUUCUCUGCUCAAGUGUGUUUAGCAGCAUCUAGAGCUGUUGGGAAGCAGAGAUUUCCAUAGAUUGGACAUAGCUCUGGUACAAACAGUUGUCACCUGAACAGGGAAGGCUUCCUGGAGGAUUAGAGGCCCUGGUGCACAUGUCAAAGUGAGCUAAGAGGACUCAACAUGGUGUUUUCAGUGCCAAACACCACUGCCUUUGUACCACCUCCUGAACUGCGGGGCUUAGUGCAAACCCCUGCCAAACAGCAAACUCUGGUCUCUACUGAGUGCUCCGGCUCCAGUUCUGUCUGUUCCCACUUACCCACCGUACCACACUGCCAGGUGCCGCUGUUCAGUACCUCACAAGGAGUCAAAAGGAGCUGAAUUUAGGGAGCUCUGAAAGACACACAACCAAUCGUCCCACAGCACAGUGAAUUACCAGAUAGAAACAAACACUGUUGGACAGCUUAGAAAAACAUGUUUUCUAUUUAUUUAAAAAUAAGUUUGUAGUUACUACAUUGCAGUGACAGUAAUUCUUACACAUACAUUCUAGUUUGUAUAAAAGGAUUCAAAGUAUUAUGCAUCAAAACUAACAUAGAAAGUGUCCACAUAACAGUAAAGAAAUUUCCAAUCCAUAUGUACAAAAAGAAAGGGCACUGUUAUCCUGGUGAGAUACUUUAGGUUAUAACAUGAUAUUCUAGAUUUCUGGAAGGAAAAAAGCCUUGGUAAAGCUAAAGAAUUAUAGUUUUCAAAACUGUUACUCAUUACAUACAACAGAUUUGUGUUUUACAUAAUUCUGUACAAAAUAAGUGUAAUUUUUAAUCUGAAAAUCUGUCAGUUUUAAAAUUAACCUUUCUAGGUAAUUUACUUGAAGUUGAGCUCCAUUCUAUACAUAUUGAAACAUUAUGACAGAAUUUACUUCACACAUGUUCAUUAUCCAGUUAUCCACCACACUUCUGCAGUUUUAGUAUGGUCCAAAAAUGUAACUUCUGUAUGGUCUCAAAGCAUUAGCAAACCAACCCGUGCAGUUGUAAGCACAAAAUAGUACAUGAUAGGUACUUCUAUUUCUUUCUACUCCUAACUUGUGUGACCUCAUUCUUUGUUCUUCCAGUGUAGGAAUUCAUAGUAUAGUAGUACUUUCCUUCCCUAAAAUGUAUUGUUUGCAUUAUUUGAAGUGAAUUUCCUGAUGUAUUUAUCUGCAUUUAAAAGGAUCCAGAUGACUACUUGUCUCACUAUGUACCUUCUAAAAGCUAAAUUUAUUCACCCUUAUUUUAUUGCAGCAUAUAAGGUUUCUCUCUGGAGUGCCUUGAGGCUGUUAGAACCUUGGGAAAAGGGGGGGAGAGGGAGGUGAGGGAGAAGCAGCUAAUCACCUUUUCCUAUAAUUUAGGAAGUCUUUUAAUCUGGCUUUCUGGCAUGUUUCCUCCUCUAACACACUGGUAAAGUGACAUGGCAAAUUCCCGCAUUAAAAUCAGCAGAAACACAAGAGCACCUGGAGGUUAGCUCUGGUUUAAAAGCUACCUGCUGUUUUCCCCCAGACAUCACAGAACGUGAGCAAGCUGCAUUCAUGAUUCAAAAACAAGAAGCUACGUAAGCUGUCAAUGCCAGAUUUGUUAUUUGAAACACAUUGCCAAGCCUUGGCCAGUUUUAGGAAAUGCAAUACGCUUUCGUCUGCAUACGAACAAACAUGUAUAUACAGUAAUUUACAGCAGAAAACUAACAGCUCUUUUAUCAGAUGAAUGUCUAGGUCCCCGUGGAAACCAAUCUGUUACAAGAACUGCAGGGAUAGAAGAAAAUAUAUCCUCAUUUUACACAGUUCAUUUGUCUUCACUUAGGUCGUAAACAGAAAGUGAGCUUUUGCUGUUUCUAGGUGAUGAUUCAAAACCCUCUGCCUUUCUCUAUCACAGCACUUCAGCAGAGUCAUAAUUAAAUGUUUUAAAACACUGAUAAAGCAAAAAAACCCCACCUUUGGCAAACUUUGCAACCUACUUUUUUAGAGUAAGGUAAGGACUCAGGACACAAUGUAAAUAUUGUGGUAUGGCUAUGUUUUGAGUGACCAGCAUUGUUAAAAUUACCUCAGCAAGAUUCAUAUGCUACAAAUAAAAUGUGAAUUGCUGAAAGUGAGCUUAAAACCCUCUAACCUCCAAUCUACUAUACAAAUACAGGGUGAAAGCGUCCCAUCCAGUCAAGCCUAUUGCUUUUUUAGAACCAGUCAUCUACUUAACAUGUGCCUAAAAUCAAACUAUACACUAAAGCAUUUACUUGUAGUCCUCAAUCCAACAAAUGUAAGCAAAAUAUUUUAAAAUGUGGUGUAAAAAUUGUAACAAGCUUGAAGUUACAGAACGGACAGACUAUUUUUUGUGUUGCAUGUAAUCGUUUUUUGGUAAGACAAAAGCCUCUGGCACAGAAUUGGUACUUAAAAAUAUUGGUACAGCAAUACAGUGAAUCAGCUGUCUCUACACUACAAUUUUUUUUAAUAGAUAUUAAUAUCUAUGUGCUGCAUCAGGGUCCUUUAUCAAUUAAUAGUUUUACAAAUAUUAAGCCAUAGUAAUAUUUAACUCAACCAACUCAACCUUACAAGUCUAUCAACAAACUGAUCACAGGUACAAACCGGACACUGUACAAAUAAACAUCUGUCAGUCUUAAUCACAGCAGUCGAAUCACUGCAGGAAGACAUUUCUCUGUAAAGUUGUAUCACUGGUCACUGCGGAGUGACAAAGAGCUCUGGUUCAAUAUUGACAAUAAUAAUGAACACUACAGUGACAAAAUUGCAGUUCAGUUCCCAGAGAACACACUAACAACAGAAACAAAGUGGCUAAGGAGUUGUUAAGUAUGUAGGCACAGGUACAAUGAUUCCUGUUAAACAUUCAGAGCACACUAAUGACAGAAGCAGAAAUAUUUCCUCACUGGUAGUUAAAGAACACACUGUUAUCGAGAUACCACUCAGCAGCAAAUACCAGUUUCAACAUAGCGUAGAAAUAGCAGAACAGUACCCUCAUAUCCAUGUCAAAUAGAAACCAAUUUAAUGAAUAGAACCGAGUUAAUUGCUGCCAGAUCAUUUGCAUGUGUGUGACUGUGAAGCUGUGUUAUUUACAAUGCAAAUGUAAAACAAGCACGUGAGGUUUUGACACUCCAUUUUCUGAACCAGUUGUUAGGUACUUGAGAUGGCAUUAUAAAACAUGCACAUAACUAUAGUUCUUAAAUUAUUUCAGAACACUGACCAUUAGUUUAUUGCUUACAUUUAAAAAACCUAAGACUCUGUAAUCAAAAGCUCUUUUUCUGUAUUGAUACACUAUCUCACAACGACCUCAAACAAUAAAUUUUUCCCCAGCCAAAAUACAGUCUGAUGGUGACUAAAGUCUCAUAAAUAAAGUUUGUAACCUAGAGAAAUUAAAUUAUAAAAAAUAAAACUUUUAAAUAAAUCUGGUAUUGAUUUCUAAUAAAUUUCUAGCAUUGCUUCUAUAAAAAAUUGACCCAAAUGAUCCACAGUUUAUUUUUAAAGGAAAAACAUUAAUGUGCCUAAUAAGAAUCAAAAGCUUAUGGGCUAAAGUCACCAAUGUUACUGGGUAGGAAGCUGUACCCAUGUUCUGCAGGUAAGGCAAUCUAUCCUCGUGAAAUUAAGAUUUACAAUCUUCUACCUAUUGUUAGGGGAACGCAGAUUAUUUCAGUCUCCAAAACUUACACACAAGGUAUUCUUGAUAUAUAAAUAUAUACAUAAACAUGCCAUAUAAAACAUGAUUACAAACGGAGUAAAUACAGAAGAUGAAUUUUAGAUAUAAUCUAUUUUAUAUAUUACAAUGCAGAUAACAUCAGGAAAUUACACAUUUUCAAUUGAUUGCCUUCAUCAGUGAGAUUUGACAAAAUUAACAAGUAGAAUCAAUCAGUUUUGAAUUGUGAAGCUGUAUUGCAACUGUACAAACAUAGCUUGUUAUCUUACCACAUGUUCAGUGACUCAGUUUUAAUCAGAUAAUAAAGAAACACUUGUUAGAAAAAAUAAAUAUGCCAACAAAUCAAAUACAAACUAAUCCCUGGCCCCCAAAUUCAAAUCCAUAACAAUUUAAAGAGGAUCUGGAAAAUAUCUCAGCCAUUUUUUGUAGCAAAAUGAACUACCUAAAACUAGGUAUGAUGGAUACUAAUCUGCUAUCCACAGCAGCUUAUUUCUGUUACUCUUGGUGGCAAAUACCAGUAUUCUUUGUUCAAACUUUUAGGCUUUUUUUUUUGUAAGAAAAUAAAGAGUGAAGAAUCAGGCCUCAAAUACAUACAGAAUCUGUGCAAAUUUAAGAUAUUAAUUCUGCAUGUCCUCCCUUCCGGACAUUGCAGAUGAUGUGUAAAAACAAACAAACAAACAAAAAAGUAUAACCAGAAAAUUUUGGUUACAUUUUUGUACCAUACCAGAUCUCAGUAAAUACCACUACUUAUGUAUUUUUUCCUUGAAACUGGACAAUACUUCUUUUUAAGUGAUAGAAAAUGGUAUUAAGGUUUGUUUGUAAAGGUAUAAAAUAACUAAAUGUACCAUAAACAAAUAAAUAACUGCUUUUCUUUUCCAGAGCAGUACAUAUAACAAUACAUUCCCCUAAGUCAUAUAGUUAUCAUUUACAAUAGACAACUUAAUUUUAGUAAGGAUGCAAGAAAUAAUAGAAUACAAGGCACAAUCAUUAAAUGGAAUUUUUCUUUAGGGUGUAUAUUGACAUAUGUCAGCGUGAUAUACCAUAAAAAGUGCAGAAAAACACAAUGUGCAAUGAGACCACUGUAUAAAACAUGAUUGCAUAAAAAGUGAUUUGGCCUUUUAACCCUAAUAAUUGAAAAUAACCAAUCUUCCCCUUAAAAUUAAACUAUAAAGUAUGACAUUUUAAAAUUUUCAAUUCUAGUGCUAUCUAAAAAAUCCUGAAAAAAAUUUAUACCUGGGUAAUAUUUUAGACAUAUGUGUUUAUGUAUAUAUUAAUAUAUACACAUACACUAUUCUUUUAGGUCAUUUCAGCCUCUUAAACAUGUCUAAAGUUGUAGAAACAACAAUCAAUCUGGAUCAGAAAGUAAACAUCAUAAUUCCAUACAUGUCCUGUAAUUUCCUUGAAUCCUUUAACCAAUUAUACAUUUAGACUAAAACAUCUCUGUCAAAGGACCCCACCAGUGCAUUAUUUUCUACCAGAAGUACCAAAAAGGAUACAUUUCAGAACAAUGUUAACAACCUACUAUUUAAAACAAGACACGGCUUUUAUCACUGCAAAUGGUAUGCUGUACUGACACUCAAAAAGAAAAAGAAAAGGUUUUCCACUGCACUGAUUCUCAGUCUUUGGCACAAUAAACAGAGAUUUAGUGAUUGAUACAAGAAUCAAGGUCUGAAAAAUUAGACAUUAGUCAAACUUUUUCCAAUGUGGAUAUAUAUAUUUGUGAUUACGUUUUUGCUGUGUUUGGCAGAACUUGGAUAAACAAUGGCCUGUGCUAGGCUUCUUUUGCAGCUGAACGUUCCAUCACAACUGAAAUUAAACAUUUUCAGAUUAGCAAAGUUUGGUAUUGUAUUAUUUAACAGAAAUGCAAGUGAAUUUACUGCCACUUUUUGCCAAAGUCUGCCUUCCUAGGCGACUUGACUUUAUGAUCAAAGCGUAUGUUGCUUGGUGAAAAAAAAUUUCUGUUUUCAAUUUGUGGCAAUUAAAAGUUCUAUUACCUUUUUUCAAUUGUGUAGAGAUAUUACAUACGACUUGAGCAGAGAAGCUCUGAACUCUGUACGUCAGUCAGAAAUUGCUUCUAUUAUUUUCAACUGUGAACAAAAUGACUGUUGAAAUGCGUAACCUAUUUGGAGGACAAUAAAUAGCAAAAGUUUAAAAUA